CAGUUGAUUCAACCGUCCGGUAGUGUGCCAAACUCGCCACACAUAUUCUGGUGGCUCACUCUUGUGGUUUACACAUUGGAGAACCAUGACCACUGGCACAGAAAAUGCGGUACCACGUAAAAUUAGAGGCGAACGAUCGCUCAUUGAAGCACUGGCUGAAUACCCAGGAGAGCUCGUAAAAACUGAUUCUCCGAACUUUGUUUGUAGCGUGUUGCCAUCACACUGGAGAUGUAAUAAGACGCUACCGGUUGCAUUCAAGGUUGUUGCACUCGGUGAUAUUCCCGAUGGAGUUCUCGUCUCGAUCGCUGCAGGCAAUGACGAGAACUUUUCGGCCGAACUCCGAAACGCGACUGCCGUCAUGAAAAAUCAAGUCGCGCGCUUCAACGAUCUAAGAUUCGUAGGACGUAGCGGAAGAGGUAAAACGUUCACGUUGACAAUAACGGUGAAGACAGAUCCACCUCAAGUCGCCACAUAUUGCAGAGCUAUUAAAGUCACCGUAGACGGACCGCGGGAACCGCGUAGACACAGAACGCGUUCAGACGAGAGAGACCAAGCAGGAUACGACCAAUUUCAUUUUUCAGAUCGUCUCUCAGAGCUGGGAUUCGAGGGCCUCCGUCGCUCCAUAAGAGACAACAACUUUGGCCCGUUUACAGAACUUCAUCCAGGCCCUUUACAACCCGUAAAAUUACCCCCAGAUGCAACCUCAGCGUUCAGCGCGCUCGCUCCUGAUAGCAAUCAAAUCCGUUCACCGUCCACAUGGGGUUUCCACGCCGGCUUUCCGGGAUUUUUAGGGCCGAAUUUGCCGCCUCACGCUCCACCAGAUGCUCAAGUAAACUUAACAGCAUUAAACCCACUGUCAGCGCCAAGACCUCAAGUGAACUUGCAGAAUUCAAGUGGUAGUGUGCCCAUGCUUCCUCACUACUCUGAACCAAGAUUUCAGGGCAUAGCGCAGUUUCCAUUUCGUUCAUCGCCGCAAGCUACAACGAACACGACCCUGACAACAGUGUCCGACGGUAUUGGCGGUGGAAUGAAUCAAGUGUGCCCGGCACCGCCCAUAGAUCCUGCUCACAGCAUGUUCUCUUCACAAUGCCAACAGCUAAACACGUCUCCCGGAACGAAUUCCGUUGUUAACAACUCUAUGUUGAACAACAAUAGUUUGCCCAAUGGCAUGGUGAACAAUGGAUACACCUUUCGUCCACAACCAUUCAUGCAACAAACAGCGAUGACCAAGGUAAACAUGCCAAUAACUCAAACUACAGCGAACACUACUGCGGGGGUGACAUUCCCCCUGUCGAGACCCGGUGUGAUGCCCCUUGUGGGACAAAGCAUGGGGGUAGGAAGCCCCGCUGUUACACAGCGGAUACCGCUACCUCUUGGAAACGUGGAUUUGAACAGCGUGGGCACCUUUAACGGUCUGCCUAGAAGCGACGGGCACGGAAUAAUCUCCCUGAAGCAGGAGCCUAUUGAUAAUAUGUCAAAUCACGUUGUAAAUCACCACGCAGGACUUGAGGUUUCACACGCGGACACGGUCCUUCACGAACGGAACGGUACCACAACACCUAAGGGAGUGUGGAGACCGUAUUAGCGAGUAGGCUCUUGUGGAAUAGUUCUAGGUGAAUAGAAAACAUCCACUGGUAUUUAAAUUUUAACUUAACCUACGCCAAGAUGAAAGGAAAUCUAGAAAUUUUUAAGGCAGAUUUUGAGGUCGAGUACCCGUUUGUUUUACAAGAUAGAUUUCGAUAUUCUAAGCCGUUGAAUUUGACUCAUCUUGGACCAAAUUAGCCAUGUGUUUUUUCAAUUUGCGAGUCAUUGCAUUUAGACUCUCGGAAUUAAAUAAGCCCACAUAUAACACGGAAUUAAAUAAGCCCACAAGCAUCCAUGACAAAAUUGACAACGCGCCCUUGUCUUUAAAAUUAGGGUGCGGAUUCAUUAUUCUCAAAUUUUUUUCGUUUUCUUCCGAUUUAUUUAUUGCUCACUUGCCUCCGGUAAAUAUGCGAAAAACGUUUGAGGCAGAAUCCAUAAUGAAAUUCAAAUAUAAUUAACUAAGCGAGGAAGAGUACGAUAAUAUGGAAAGAGAGCUAAAGAAUAUAGUAUUGAUAUUUAUAUACAUGUAUUAUUUGAAACCCUCCGGAAAAAAUAUGUUUGAAAUGAAAUAAGAUUUCAAGAAAUAUUCACAUGCUGCGCGUGAAGUGAUGAUUAAAUUGUUAGAUGCUACUUAUGCUGUACCUCAUCGUUAUUUUAAUUAUUUGUUUUAUUACCAUUAUUAUUAAUAUUAUUAUGACAUUUAUAGGUGAAAUUCGUAUAACCCCACAACCAAUUUCUAAUUGACGGUAAAUUGGUGUUAUUUUUGUCCCUAAACUUUUAUUUUUUUUGGCAAAAUUGAUCUGUUUGUUGUUCGUUCCACGGAACGGCUUAGUGGCCGUUUGUUCUAGAAUCGUGGGAACUACGUAAAUUUAACUUCAAUUAACGGACAAAGCAACGCACCCCAUAUUACUGUUUACAUAUUUGCGUUGAAAUUUAAGCCGUUAACGAACUCGAUAAGGAAACAAACAGUAAAAAUUUUUAAAAAAUUAAAGACUUAAUAAUAACUUAAGUCCCUAUAUUUCGUAUUUAGCUUCGAAUGAAUUAUAAAUUAGGCGAGUUGACGCCAAUUUUUCAUCACGUACUGAAAUGUAAAAACAAACUAUAGUGUCUAAUGAUAUUUUUUUUUAAAAGCAUGCUCGAUUGGUAGUGGUAUUUGUCAAUUAUUGUACUUGUGAAAGAAAGAUUAAUUGCAGUUAAGACGUAGGAUUCUUAUUGUAGUGUUGAUAAUAGUGACAACAAUUAAUCGAGGCGGCCGCAGACACCGCAAUAACUUCGCAUCAUUAAGUUUGCGAUUAAAAAGUGACAACCAUAACAUUUAGUAGUGAUCGUUGUUGUAAAUGACAUGCAUAAGCACUUGUUUGUAAUCUUAGUGGAUCGAAAUAAAACUGUUCGAGACCA
Stylophora pistillata is the source of this 2982-nucleotide messenger RNA. RefSeq names its product runt-related transcription factor 1. Gene Ontology annotation, biological process: regulation of DNA-templated transcription. NCBI's taxonomy places the organism in Eukaryota, Metazoa, Cnidaria, Anthozoa, Scleractinia, Pocilloporidae. Gene Ontology annotation, molecular function: ATP binding; RNA polymerase II cis-regulatory region sequence-specific DNA binding; DNA-binding transcription factor activity, RNA polymerase II-specific. The record is from RefSeq and is a predicted model, not a curated record. Gene Ontology annotation, cellular component: nucleus.